AUGUCUUGGUUAGGAAAGAAGUUCCCUGCGCCUAUCGCAAAGCCAAUGGCUCCUUUCUUCAUCGCCGUAUCAGAACUUUGGGCUGAUAUCAGUUGGGGUUUAGGUAUCAUCGUUAUGUACGGUGUCAACUCUGCUGCCACCGCUAUGGCGAACAGCGAGGAAUUCAAGAACGACCCUAGAAACCCAAACGCAAAGACCCCAAAGCAAGCCGAUAAACACUAA
Molecule: messenger RNA, 222 nt
Organism: Sclerotinia borealis F-4128
Lineage: Eukaryota; Fungi; Ascomycota; Leotiomycetes; Helotiales; Sclerotiniaceae
Source: the annotation of a GenBank genome assembly